This is a messenger RNA of Xenia sp. Carnegie-2017, 1781 nucleotides long. RefSeq names its product protein artemis-like. Gene Ontology annotation, biological process: interstrand cross-link repair; double-strand break repair via nonhomologous end joining; protection from non-homologous end joining at telomere. Gene Ontology annotation, molecular function: damaged DNA binding; 5'-3' DNA exonuclease activity. The record is from RefSeq and is a predicted model, not a curated record. NCBI's taxonomy places the organism in Eukaryota, Metazoa, Cnidaria, Anthozoa, Malacalcyonacea, Xeniidae.
AGAUUCUCUCACAGGAAUAAUUGAUCGACUACACAUGCGUGUCUGGAGUAAAGUCUCGCGUGUCUCAUGUAAAAUCACGGCUUCAAAAGAUAAGGGUUUUGUAUCACAGGUCGCGUUCCAUGUAUUUUAGUCAUAGAUAAAGUAGUUCAACGAGAGAAUUUCGCGGGCAAGUGCCAUUUUGACUUUUUCAAAAUAAAAUAUAAAAAUUUUAUAUAAUUAAAAUAUAUUCCUUUCAUGUAAAGCGUUUUUAUAAAAGUUUUAAAUGUUGAACUGAUGAUUACUUAAAAUAAAGCCUACUGUACAAUAAUAUGAGCAUUUUUGCCGGAAAACUGAAGGAAUAUUCAGCUUUUUCUGUGGAUUGUUUUGAUGGAGAUAACUUAGAUUCAGAAGCCUAUUUUCUUUCUCAUUGCCACAAAGAUCACAUGAAAGGACUUGGUUCGUCUAAAUUUUAUCGAAAACUUAAGGAAAGUUCAAACAUCUAUGUGUAUUGUUCCGAAACAUCGCGGAAUAUUUUGGUGUGUGACAAACAAUACAAACAUUUAAAACCAUUUCUUGUUGGCUUGCCCAUUGAAAAUCCAACAAUAAUUGCAUUCAAGAACAUAAAAACUGGAAAGGAUGAAAGUGUUACAGUAACUCUAUUGUCUGCUGGUCAUUGCAUUGGCUCAGUUAUGUUUUUAUUUGAUGGAAGUGCAGGAACAGUUUUAUACACAGGAGAUUUUCGUUGGAAUGUUGGUGACUCCAAACGUAUGAAAUUUUUUCAUUCCCAACACGGUGUUCGAGACGUAAAAAGUAUUUAUAUCGAUACAACAUUUUAUUUACCACAAAUGAAACACAUACCUAGCAGAGAAUCUUCAAGAGAUGCGGUUGUCGAACUUAUCAAAGAUGGUUAUCAAAUGGGUUUGAAUUAUUAUGUAAGUCUGUUAUGUCAGGGAAUGUAUGGGUACGAGUACUUACUGAAAGAAAUCUCUCGCGCUUUUAAAACUAAGAUCCAUGUGAGUCCAGAGAGGAUGGCACUUUACGAAAACCUUUGUUUUAAAGAGCAUUUUACGACAGAGGGUCAAACCACAAGGAUACAUUGUUGUCAAUGGGAGAAAAUAAGACCGGUGAAUUCAGAAAUUCCUUGUGGUUAUUCUCUCUCUUCCUCACGGGAAAUGAAAGUUCUCAAGAUAAAAGCAACUAGUUUAUGGUUUGCUCAAGAUGAUAAACCGUUACCUAAAGCUGUUUGGUGUACGAACGUUAUUUUUCAUAUUUUAUCGGAGAUAAAGCAAGACUUUUAUCGAGUCGUCCAUUCAAUGCAUUCUUCAAUGGAGGAGAUUGUAGAUCUUGUAAGUUAUAUUCGACCAAUGAAUAUUUACCCAACUGUUGAACCUGCGGCUUUCUUUUCACUUCGUGAAACUCAACGUAGUCUUCAGCAAUACACUCGGUUAAAGGAGGACAAUAUCGAUGAAGUUAAAAACAAUAGGGAUGAUUUAACUGGCAAAGAACUAAAGUUCAUUUCAGAAUGCCAAAGCUUAGGUCUUGUGGAAGAAGUUGUAACAGCGAGACCACGUCGAAGAAAAAAUGAUACAGCAGUUAUUUUUACUGAAGAUAACGAAUCACUGUGAUGUAAAAAUUGAUAACUAACAAUUUUAAGAAAUGUAUUGAUGUAUAUUUCAAGAUAUCAACAGGUGACUCAGAAAUUGUGAUUUACGAUUUUUGUCUCAUGUUAUGACGUAAUAGCGUGGAUGAGAAAGUUAUGUUGCAAAGUCGGUUGGACAUUUUCCUAAAUAACUGUUUGCAAA